This is a messenger RNA of Zasmidium cellare ATCC 36951, 867 nucleotides long. RefSeq lists its product as uncharacterized. Bases 1 to 867 code for a protein of 288 amino acids. Gene Ontology annotation, molecular function: mRNA binding. Gene Ontology annotation, cellular component: mRNA cleavage and polyadenylation specificity factor complex. The transcript is spliced from 2 exons. The record is from RefSeq and is a predicted model, not a curated record. NCBI's taxonomy places the organism in Eukaryota, Fungi, Ascomycota, Dothideomycetes, Mycosphaerellales, Mycosphaerellaceae.
AUGGCGAACCGAGAGAAGGGCGGCCGGGUGGUGUUCAUCGGGAACAUCCCCUAUGGCGUGUCGGAAGAGCAGAUCAUGGACAUCUUUGGGCGAUGCGGACAGGUCAUGGGCUUCAGACUGGUCUACGACAAGGAGACGGGCCAGCCGAAGGGCUUCGGGUUCUUGGAGUACUCAGACACCGACUCGGCGGCGACGGCAGUGCGCAAUCUGAACGAGUUUGAGCUGAACGGGCGCACGCUGCGGGUGGACUACAGCAACGACAACCGCAGCACCGCCAAUGCCAACAACCAGCAGAACCAGCAGCAGGACACCAACCGCGCUCCUCCGCCUGCGCACUUCAAUAUGCCCGGAGCGCCGCCAGCACGACCGGAUGCAACCGCUCUCCCACCCAUCCCACCAGGUGUCGAGCUCCUGCCCGGCGUCACGGCCUUCGACCAGAUCAGCAACACCCUCAAACAGGUCCAGACGCCUCAGCUGCUCGACUUCAUUAGCCAGCUCAAGAACAUGUGCGCAAGCAAUCCUCAGCAGGCAACUGCCCUCCUCCAAUCUCAACCUCAACUCGGAUACGCCGUCUUCCAGGCCAUGAUCCUCCUAAAUCUCGUCGACACCAACAUCAUCGCCCAGCUAGUCGCAACGGCUGGUCCGCAACAACCAGCACAGGCGCUGCCUCCACAACAGCAACCGCCGCCAAUGCACUACCCUCCCGCCCAGCCACCCCAAGCCCAAUAUGGGCAGUAUCCACCCGGCUACCCUCAGCAAGCGCUUGAAACUGUCAAGAAUAUGAGUCGCGAGCAGAUAUACGCAAUGGAGCCUCAGAUACGCGACCAACUCAUCGCUUUGCGUCGACAAUGGGGCAUAUCGACUUGA